UCUUGAGUUGGUUAUGCAUAUUCAUGUGAUGAGGCCAGCAUCUCUCUCCAAUGAUUACAGGCGGUUAACGUCAACAACCCUCAUCGAAUAUUUACAAUACAGAAGUUACCACCAAUCCAAAGAAAGGAUAGGCGGGUGCUAGACAGGCCGCCGUGCCGCUUUGUGAACAACGACUCCCUUGGGCGGAGAGACAGUUUAUAAUCUUUGAUGAAAUUGACCAGAUACUAUAGCGGCCGCUCUAACAAUGAACAUAAUGUAAGACAGUUGGGAGGAGGCAAGAUCAGGUGGGACCAUUCUAGCCAAUGAGAGGGCAGAUACGCAGGACCACGACGGUUUCCACUAGUUACCACAGCCACAAAGUAGAAAAAUGACUCGUUAAAUUUCACGAAAACAAAAAUUAGUUUUGUGGUCUUCUUAUAAGGUUAGGGUCAUGCAUAACGUUAGCAUUGUGUUUGAGGUUAGGUUUAAGAUCACAUUUUAAGAAAAUAAAUUGUAACUACGCCACACGUAUUAAAUAAGCCAUUACAUGUUUUGUUAACCAAAUUCGACAAUCGCAUUGACAAAUUGAUCUCCAUGCAAACUGGACCUCCACGCAGUUAUCCCUCACGUUUCGCCUCUUCCUAUCUGGCAUAAAUAAACAUGUGAGCGUGGAGGUCCAGUUUGCGAAUUCAUCCUCGUGGCAAUAUUGGGAAAAAAACUAAAACAAUAACUUACAAACAUAAUUUUUCUUUGCUGAUUGUAAUAAUUUUGGAAAGGAAUGAAUGGAUGGCAUAUGACCCACUGAAAGAAUAAACCAAGGACAUGGUUCCCGCCCACCAGCCUAAAGCAAUGGAGAGAGAAAGGAAAGGGGGAGAAUGGUGCAGAUCGCUUAGCAACGUGGACGCUUGGUGCUCAACCGGAUACGAGCACAGGACUUCAGUCGAAGAGCUGAAGGAUUUUACAACAUCAUCUAGCUAAAACAAUAUCUCAAAACUUGAGCGAUGGAGAGAAUAUGUCUUGACAAGACUGCAUCUAAGGCAGUGGACAACUUUCUGGAGUACAGGAGGAUCGUGGGUGAAGACGAUGGCGGCAGACUAUUCUCCCCAGAGGAAUAUGAAGAGUACAAGAGAACAGUGUUACCCCAGAGACUACACAACAGGCUGUAUGUGAGCUUUGGAGUGCCAGGGGGAAUAGACUGUAAACUCAUCGGCCCAGAGACACCUUGCUUCUGCACACACAGGUACAAACAGCAUCAGACAGACUUUGAGGAGGUUCCUUUGGAGCGCCCGAUAGCACUUCCAUGCCGGGUUCAAGGGUGUCGGUGUUUGGCCUUUCAGUACGUGCACCUGAAUGGGUCGCAGCCUGUACGCUGCAGGUGCAAACACUCUGCCUACGACCACAGUGAGACCUCAGAACACCUCUGUGGGAAAUGCUCAUCCUGCUCUGGGUUCCGGAGCCCCUACAGCUGUGGGUGUGGCCAGCCUAGCUCCGCCCACCAGACGCGGGUGGAGACGAAGGCAGAACGGGAGGCCCGCGGUCGUCCAGUAGGCAGAGACGUUCCAUACGCAGCCAUGGGGGGUCUGACAGGGUUCAGCUCCCUGGCUGACGGGUACCUGAGACUGGACGAUAGCGGGGCAGGUGCCCCUCACCUGUCUGUUCUGUCGUCUCAACAACCAAGAGCUUUCCAGGAGCAUGUGUUUGAGAAAGCCUCAGGACCAGCAGCAGCCUCAGGACCUACAGAGGAGAGUUCAGUGACGUCCGUGACCAGGGCUCUGUCUGACAUCAGCACCAGAGAGGAAGAAGACAUGGCGUACUUGGAGAGACGCUACCAGGAGAGGAUGAAGGCUGAGAAAAUGGCAGUCAAACAGAAGGCAUCAUCAUCAAGAGGAAGACCAUCCACCAAACCAGCUAGCCUAUCAUCCACCAAACCAACCACCUCCCUAUGCAGUAAGCAACCUACCAAACAGCCUACCAAAUAAUUUACCAAACUGGAGAAGAUGACGAACAGUUAACUAACACACUUAGUUUAAUGCGGUAUUCCAUUCCACACAGAUAAUGAUAUAAUUGCACUAUGGAUAAUAGAUAAUCAAACAGUCUCACCUGGGAAAAUGAUCAUUAGAUCAUAAACACCAAAGCUUUUGUGAUGUUUCCAAGAUCAAUUGACAAUAAAUGUUCAAAUCCA
Molecule: messenger RNA, 2161 nt
Organism: Salvelinus fontinalis (brook trout)
Lineage: Eukaryota; Metazoa; Chordata; Actinopteri; Salmoniformes; Salmonidae
Gene: fam221a
Product: family with sequence similarity 221 member A
Exons: 7
Coding region: 981-1958 (325 amino acids)
Source: RefSeq, a predicted model, not a curated record